Leguminivora glycinivorella is the source of this 1246-nucleotide messenger RNA. RefSeq lists its product as uncharacterized. NCBI's taxonomy places the organism in Eukaryota, Metazoa, Arthropoda, Insecta, Lepidoptera, Tortricidae. The coding region runs from base 215 to 1246 and encodes 343 amino acids. The record is from RefSeq and is a predicted model, not a curated record. The transcript is spliced from 2 exons.
GUUACUAGGCAACUUAACGCAUUUUUAGAGCUAGAUUCCAAAGCUGAAAAAAAAAAAAAUAUUUCUUGUCUAUGCACAAUCUAGCUCCAUAGACAACCUUAUUUUCAUAUCAUUCUUUACGUUUGCGCGGCAACAAACGCUGUCACUCGAAGAAUAAAUGUUAAAAUUGUGUGUGAAAUAAGUGUUUUAGUGCUCAAAUAUUUGUCACAAUAAGAUGCCAAAACGUAAGAAAGAUGACACUAAGAAAAUCGACAAGUAUUUGCGAAAAAUACAACGUUUAAAAGAAAAGCACCGGCGACGGGAACAUCGUUCAAGAUCGCCGUCUGUGUCGCCGUCAUACAUUGAGCCAGAUGACUCUGAUGCGAAUUAUCAUUCAGAUGCAGAUACGAUCCCUAGCAAAAGGGGAGAGCAACAGCCAGAAAUGGACGUCAAUCAAGCCGAGGGCGUACAACAAGAAAAUGAUAUGCCUACCGAAGUGGAUAUGGCAGAAGUCACUCUUGACAGUGACACUUUACAAGCUCUCGGAAAACCGUUAAAGGAGAAACUAAAGUAUGGGCCAAAUAUAAAUGGCGAUUUGUCAAAACUCUGGUCACCCAUUUUGAAAAAUGGAUUGGGUGAUUAUAAGGAAAGACAACAAUUAUUAGAAAAAUAUAUGGUUCCAAGCAAUUGUGUGCUUCUUCAAGCCCCAAAAUUAAACCCAGAAAUUUUGGCCACAAUUUCUGAAAAACAGAAAAACCGGGAUAAAAAGAUUGGCGAGGAACAACAACAAUUAGGACACGGGAUAACAGCCCUGAACAGGGCACUGUCCCUUCUAGCAACCAAUACAGGAGAUAGAGCCACCAUCAUAAACACGCUUAGCGAGGCGUCUCAGAUUCUAAGUGAUCUACAUCAUAAUCAGACACAAUCAAGAAAAAAACUAAUUACUCCAAUUUUAGAUAAAAAAUUUCUGGAUCUAAUUAAAGACGCUGAACGGGAUGAAUACCUGUAUGGAAGCGACCUGUCAGAUAAAAUAAAGGCCUUAAAGUAUGCUCAAAAAAGUUCACAUUCGAUAAAGAAAACAUAUAAAAAACCUGCAUAUGAUCAGGAAAACUACAGGGGGGCCCCUCGUUACCAACAGAAACCAUACAACAGGAGCGGGCCCAAACGCCAAACAUACAAGAGCUCCCACUACAAGAACCACUACAAGACCCACUCAUACAAUCAGACGAAGAAAUCCAAACCGGAAGAAAAACCUGCACGGAAAUAA